UCUCCGUCUCCAAAUGUCCCUGAAGGAGCAGAGACCUCCUGAGAGGAGCGAGGGAGGACCGAGAGAAGACGGACCCGACAUUCUUCUUCUUCUUCGCUCCUUCGUGUCGUCGUCAUGCUGGACACGCUCACCUUCCUCCUGGAGAAGCUCUUCCUCCUCGCGCACAUCAAGCUGUCCAGCCUGCUGCCUCCUCUGCGCCGCCGAGAGCCGCCGCUCACCAGGCGCUGCGACCGGGACGAGGCUCCCGUGCAGCCCGCCGGAGCCCCGCACAAGUUCCGCCGGGGGGACCUGCUGGAGGUCCCGCGGACUCUCUUCACCCACUUCGGCAUCUACCUGGGUGACGACCGGGUGGCGCACCUCAUCCCGGACAUCCUCCCGGCGCUGACCGCCGACAGCCGGCAGAUCCAGGAGAUGGUGACCAACGCGCGGCUGCUGCUCGGGGUGCUCUCCAAGCGCGCCACCGUCCGCGUGGACUCCGUAGAGGACUUUGCGUACGGAGGUGGGAUCCUGCUCAACGCCAUGGACCGGGCGGUGCUCCGGAGCCCGCUGUCCGAGGAGGAGGUGGCCCUGCGGGCGGAGCGGCUGGUGGGCUCCGUGUCCUACAGCCUGCUGUGGAACAACUGCGAGCACUUCGUCACCUACUGCCGCUACGGCACCGCGCAGAGCCUGCAGACCGACAAGUUCUGUGAGUGGCUGAAGUCUCUGAUCCGGGAUCAGCGUAGCGUGGUCCUGACGGCGCUGCUGGGUCUCCUGUCCGUGGCGUGUUUGGGGAUGUCUUUCAGCACCGCCCUGCCGACCCUCCUCGUCCCCUUCACCCUGUGGAUGGCCAGCUAGGAGCUCCAGGAACCACGUUCAUGUUCACCCGUCCGUGUUUGAGCCGCCAUGUUGGAACACUGACAGACAGGAAGUAGUCGUCUGCAAAGAAGUUGACCGUCAAACUCUGUGCUAAUAACGUUAACGAGGACUCUCGUAGGUGCUGCAACCAGAAGUGAUGCAUUUUUUUUUACAUUUUCUUAACAGAAGAAGAACAGGGAAGUUAGCAUGAGCAACAUUAGCAAACAAUAAAAAAAGAUAUUUAAAUGGCCUGAAAGACUAAAACUGUUUGAUUGACAGAUGUUGUUUUGAGCGCUCAGCAACAAAGAGACCAAAGAUCAUUUAAGAGCUCAUCUGUUUUACUGAAGCUGAAGCUUUUAUUUUGAAAGUGUCAUUGAGGAAAUGUUUUAUUGUCUUCCAAUUUUAUAUUUUUCAACAUCUCAAUUCCUACUGAAGACGUAGAUAUUAUAAAUAUUUUAAAAUAGUAGCUUUGACAAAAUCAUAUUUUUAUUUGCGAAUAUAAUGAAGAACUUGUUCUUGUUUUUCAACCAGAGCUUAAUAGCAACAUGUCAUUUUCUGCCAGUUAGGAGUCUCUCAAUCCAAAGAGUUUUGGUGACGCGGUGAAGCAGCCGGGGAUCAUGGGAGUUGUAGUCUUCAUUGCGGUCAGCCUCUUCCAUUACAAGGUCUUAAAGGAGGUUACAAAUCUGUGUUUCUCCGAACGUUACAUUGAAAUAUUAAUUAAAAUAAUACGAUGUCUGGUUUGAAAAUUGUUGUUAAAAUUUGGGAUGAUGUAAGUACACACCUGAACAACAUACAUAAAUCUAGUUUUUGGACAUUUUAAUGUGGAAAAGGAGGAAAACUGGUUAUUUUUCCAGCUCGGCUAUAAAAUAUUUUUGAGUUUAACUUAAAGUCAGUUUACCAGAUUUCUAACUGCUUUUGUUGUUGUUUGUUGUACUACUUCCAAAUCAGGAACGAUCACAAAACACUUGUUACACAUUCACAGUGAAACUGUAACUCUGCGUCGGCCAUCUUGAUUGUAGUUCCACGAUGGCCAUCUUGACUGCAGUUCCACGUCGGCCAUCUUGACUGUAGUUCCACGUCAGCCCCUCUGCUGAAGCUCUUCUUGUAAAUAUCUGUACAUAUUCUUCACAACCUGAUUGUUUCUCUAACAGUCAAAAUGUUCUGAACAGAAUUUAUUUUUUACGACGCUGUAACACUUUAUAUGUGUUUAUGUAAAUAAAGUCGGUGGACUCUUUGGAUUCUUCAAGUUUCUGGUGAUUUCCUUUGGUCGACUGAAUUGAAUUCAUCAUCGGUGCAUAAAAGCAUCGGCAUGAAUAUUGUUAGAAUGUGGAGCUUGUUUUGAAUUUCUUCUUUUUUGUCUACUUUCAUAUUUUCUCUGGAAAUUAAACUAUUAAUUCUUCAAAACUUUUCCUUCGUUUUGAUGAAAUUAUGAGCUUGUUUGUGUUGAAAAGUGAAAAUCUAUUUUAAUUUAAAUGCUUCGUCUGAUCUACUCGUUCAGGACGUCCAGUGAUCUUUGACCUUUAUCUCCCUCUGCUGGCCGACUGGUGGAACUACAGCAACA
This is a messenger RNA of Anarrhichthys ocellatus (wolf-eel), 2395 nucleotides long. RefSeq names its product lecithin retinol acyltransferase-like. The transcript is spliced from 2 exons. The record is from RefSeq and is a predicted model, not a curated record. Gene Ontology annotation, biological process: retinol metabolic process; vitamin A metabolic process. Gene Ontology annotation, cellular component: rough endoplasmic reticulum. The coding region runs from base 115 to 834 and encodes 239 amino acids. Lineage: Eukaryota; Metazoa; Chordata; Actinopteri; Perciformes; Anarhichadidae. Gene Ontology annotation, molecular function: phosphatidylcholine-retinol O-acyltransferase activity.